Messenger RNA from Aphanomyces invadans, 1648 nucleotides. RefSeq lists its product as hypothetical. Lineage: Eukaryota; Oomycota; Saprolegniomycetes; Saprolegniales; Verrucalvaceae. The record is from RefSeq and is a predicted model, not a curated record. The transcript has a single exon. The coding region runs from base 248 to 1567 and encodes 439 amino acids.
UGUCGAUGACGAUUCGUGUUCAGACAGUUAAUGAAAGCGCCGGUGAUGGAAAGGCGUGCUGUACUACCGACCCCUUCGACCCAACGGUUUGCCCUGAAAUGGUCACUCGUCAUCACGACUGGCAGCUACAUCUCAAUGAACAAAUACAUUACAAUUCCUUGUGGCGCAUUGUGGCCACGUCGAAGCCAGGCAUGUUGAAUUGCGUGGCGAACGUGUUCACGUCGGCGCGCAGUUGUUUGACGCCGGCAUGCGAUUCCAAUGCGGCGUUGAAGUCCGAAAUCUUCUUGCCGCUCGUGGCUUGGAUUUCCACGCACAAUUGGACAGCGCGGUGGAGGAAUUCGGCCACACUCACAAAAUCGGCUUCCUUGAAACCACGCGAAGUCAAGGCGGGCGUGCCGACGCGAACACCACCGGGCGAGAUGGCGCUGCGGUCACCCAAGACCGAGUUCUUGUUGAGCGUGAUACAAGCGACAUCGCAGAGCUUUUCCAUCUUCGAACCGGUGAUACCAGCGGGGCGCAAGUCCCACAAGAGCAAGUGGUUGUCGGUGCCACCAGUCGCGAGGACGUACCCCUUGUCCGUCAACGCUUUGGCCAACGCACGGCAAUUGGCCUUGACUUGGAUGGCGUACUGCUUGAAUUCGGGGGUCGCAACUUCCUUCAAUUGAGUAGCAAUGGCAGCGAUUUGGUGCUCAUGAGGACCGCCCUGGAGACCAGGGAACACAGCUUGGUUGAUCUUGGUUUCAAAGUUGCGCGAGUCCUUGCGGUAGAAGAUCAUGCCGGCGCGGGGACCGCGAAGCGACUUGUGGGUUGUCGUCGUCACGAUGUCGCAGAGCUCGAACGGGCUCUUGUGUUCGCCGGUGGCAACCAACCCAGAGUAGUGCGCCAUAUCGCACAUGAGCAACGAGCCGUUGUCGUCUGCGAUCUUGCGGAACGACGUGUAGUCCCAGUCACGGGGGUAGGCACUGCCACCGCAUACAAUGAGGGCAGGCUUGAAAAGGGCAGCGGAUUCGGCCAACUUUUCGAAGUCGAUCAAUCCAGUUUCGGGGUGCACACGGUAGGGCAAACUUUCAAAGUACACCGACGUGGCCGACACGGCCUUGCGGGUGUUUUCAGCCUUGCUGUACGUGUAGAACCCAUGGGUCAAAUGGCCACCACUGGGCAAGUCCAAACCCAUGAUGCGGUCGUGGGGACGAAGCAACGCCGUGUACACAGCAAAGUUGGCGGGAGACCCAGAGUAUGGCUGGACGUUCACGCCCCAUUCUUGAGGGUUCAAGCCGUAUGCCUUCAAUGCACGGUCUUGGCAGAGCUGUUCGAUUUGGUCAAUCACUUCGUUCCCGCCGUAGUAGCGUUGGUUUACGUAGCCUUCGGCGUACUUGUUGGUCAAGCACGAUCCCAAGCAGUCCAUGACGGCACGCGACGUGAAGUUUUCGGACGCAAUCAGCUCCAAGCACUUCCACUGGCGGUUCUUUUCAUGUUCAAUCAGGUUGAACAGCUCAGGGUCGUGGUGUUCCAAGGGAGUGUUGCCGGCAGGGAAGCUCAUGUUGUUCGAUUGACGCAGAUGGGAUAAUGAGACCAAUGGCCACGAAAUAGCCAAACGUCCCCAUGGAAGUUGCCGGCCAUUCUUUCUCCCUCCAAAUGAAAUAUAUUG